This is a messenger RNA of Erythranthe guttata (spotted monkey flower), 1327 nucleotides long. RefSeq names its product ADP-ribosylation factor GTPase-activating protein AGD12. Gene Ontology annotation, molecular function: GTPase activator activity; phospholipid binding. The record is from RefSeq and is a predicted model, not a curated record. Lineage: Eukaryota; Viridiplantae; Streptophyta; Magnoliopsida; Lamiales; Phrymaceae.
AAGAAUGAAAUGAAAGAAACAGUUAUCGUUGAUUUGGAAUCACAUAAAAACGGGGGGCGUUUCCUCUCCAUUUUUCACAUGAACAAAAUCCUCCUAGCGACAAAAAAAUUCCAGAAUAUCGAGACAGAAAAGGUUUUUCCAUAAAGGCAGGAUAGUACAGUUGAAUGAUAGCAUUUGCGUAAUUCAUAAACGGAGCAAUGAGCCACCAAACAUCUGCUCUUAGGAAACCUUCAGGUAAAAGAAGAUUGACGAGUCUUAUGAUUCAAAGCGAUAAUCGUGUAUGUGCAGACUGUGGUGCUCCGGAUCCAAAAUGGGCAUCAGCAAAUAUUGGAGUAUUUAUAUGUUUAAAGUGUUGCGGUGCCCACAGAAGCCUCGGUGCGCAUAUUUCAAAGGUCUUGUCAGUGACUUUAGAUGAAUGGUCUGACGAUGAAAUUGAGGCAAUGAUUGAGGUCGGUGGAAAUGCGUCCGCAAAUUCUAUUUACGAGGCUUAUUUUCCCGAAGGGGUGUCGAAGCCUAAACCAGAUGCUGGCCAUGAAGAACGUCACCAAUUUAUCAGGUCUAAGUACGAACUUCAAGAUUUCUUGAAACCUAGCCUACGUAUUCUGUCUGGUUCUUCCAAUAACAGUAAGCACUCCUUACAAACAAGUUUGUCCAGGAAGAUUAUGGAUAGCUUUCGAAGUUCAAGUUCUUCACAAAACUCUAAUGGCUUGGUGGAGUUUAUUGGAAUGUUGAAGAUCAAAGUACUCAAAGGCACAAAUUUAGCUGUUCGAGAUAUGCUAUCGAGUGAUCCAUACAUUAUAUUGUCUCUUGGGCAGCAGAAAGCACAAACGAGUGUGGUGAAGAGCAACUUGAAUCCUGUGUGGAAUGAGGAACUCAAGCUUUCUGUUCCAGAAGAUUACGGCUCGAUAAAACUACAAGUAUACGAUCACGAUAUGUUCUCAGCUGAUGAUAUAAUGGGGGAGGCGGAGAUAGAUAUACAGCCGAUGAUUACAUCAGCAACAGCGUUCGGUGAUGCUGGGAUGUUUGGAGAUAUGCAGAUUGGGAAAUGGCUGAAAUCAUAUGACAAUGCACUGAUUGAAGACAGCACAGUCAACAUUGUUGAUGGCAAAGUGAAGCAGGAGCUUUGGCUAAGGCUUCAGAAUGUAGAAUCUGGUGAAGUAGAGCUUGAACUAGAAUGGGUCCCACUUGACCAAUAGUAUACUUAUAUUAAUUUUAAUUUAAUUUAAUUCUCUUUGUGUGUAUAUAUAAUUAUAUACCAAUUUUUGUUCCCUUUAUACCCUCCCCUUUUAGAUCAUUUGGAAAUAAAGUGAGAAGUUUUUUACUGUUA